Molecule: messenger RNA, 1346 nt
Organism: Phascolarctos cinereus (koala)
Lineage: Eukaryota; Metazoa; Chordata; Mammalia; Diprotodontia; Phascolarctidae
Gene: BBOX1
Product: gamma-butyrobetaine hydroxylase 1
Biological process (GO): carnitine biosynthetic process
Cellular component (GO): mitochondrion
Molecular function (GO): gamma-butyrobetaine dioxygenase activity; iron ion binding
Source: RefSeq, a predicted model, not a curated record
AAACACCAGCUUCUUAGAAAGAGUGUCACCAAAGGCAGGAUCACAUUGCAAAAGAAGAUUGGAGACACUGUGCAAUGUAAUUGGUCUCCACCCAUUUGCAAAGGGAUACGUGGAGGAGAUUCAGAAAAGGAGCAGGUUGGACAUUCCUGCCAAGGGCUGGCAGCAUGAGUUCAGCUAUCCUGAAGGUGGAGGCUCUGGAUGCCGACCAUUUGGUCCAGAUUCACUGGGAUGACGGCGAAGAGUCUCUCUACCCUGCCGUGUGGCUGAGAGACAAUUGCCAAUGCCCUUGCUGCUACCUGGACUCUGCAAAAGCUCGUAAACUCCUCAUCGAAGCCCUCGACGUUAACACAUGGGUCAAGCACUUAACUUUGAUCAACCAAAGAAAGGUACAUAUCAUAUGGCCUGAUGAACACAUUAGUGAUUUCGAAGCAGAAUGGCUAAAGAAAAGAUGUUUUUCCCAAAAAUCCAGAGCAAAACUCCAAAAAGAAUUGUUUUUUCCAGAAUGUCAGUAUUGGGGUGCAAGUCUCCAUCUUCCUACUCUGGAUUUUGAAGAUGUUUUAACAAGUGACGAACAUGCCUAUAAGUGGCUGUCCACUCUUAAGAAAAUCGGCAUAGUGCGGCUAGCUGGAGCAGCUGCCCAGCGGGGUGAAGUCGCUAAACUUGGCAAGAGGAUUGGCUUCCUGUAUCUCACGUUUUAUGGACAUACUUGGCAAGUACAAGACAAAAUCGAUGCGAAUAACGUGGCUUACACAACUGGAAAGCUAAGCUUUCACACAGAUUAUCCGGCACUACAUCACCCACCUGGGGUCCAAUUCCUUCACUGCAUAAAGCAAACAGCCACUGGUGGAGAAAGUGAAAUUGUAGAUGGAUUUAAUGUAUGCCGACAGCUCAAGGAACAAAAUCCUAAGGCAUUCCAGAUCCUCUCUUCAACCUUUGUGGAUUUUACAGAUAUCGGAGUUGACUUUUGUGAUUUCUCAGUGCAAUCCAAGCACAAAAUUAUAGAAGUAGACAAUAAAGGUCAAGUGAUUCGCAUCAACUUCAAUAACUCAACUAGAGAUACAAUAUUUGACAUUCCUGUUGAAAAAGUACAGCCAUUCUAUGCUGCCUUGAAAGAGUUUGUUGACCUUAUGAACAACAAAGAAAACAAGUUUACCUUCAAGAUGCAUCCAGGUGAUGUAAUUACAUUCGAUAACUGGCGCUUACUUCACGGCCGACGGAGUUAUGAAGCAGGAACAGAAAUAUCUCGCCAUCUUGAAGGUGGUUACGCAGACUGGGAUGUGGUUAUGUCAAGGCUUCGUAUCUUAAAGAAAGCUGUCAAAAUUGAAAAUUGAAUUUGCUAGCUACAC